Messenger RNA from Drosophila ficusphila, 942 nucleotides. RefSeq names its product proteasome subunit beta type-1 (gene Prosbeta6). Bases 102 to 803 code for a protein of 233 amino acids. Lineage: Eukaryota; Metazoa; Arthropoda; Insecta; Diptera; Drosophilidae. Gene Ontology annotation, cellular component: proteasome core complex. The record is from RefSeq and is a predicted model, not a curated record. The transcript has 2 exons.
GGUCACACUGAUUUUGUGAUUUUGGUUAGCCGCUGGAAACUUGCAAAUCAUUUCGUUCGUUUUUUUACUUGGCAAUUUAUUUGAUAAAUUCAAGCACAAUCAUGAGCAGACUAGGCUUUGAGCAAUUCCCAGAUUACCAGGUGCCCGGCGUAAAGCACCAGGAUUUCUCACCCUACGAAUCCAACGGCGGCUCCAUUGUGGCCAUUGCCGGAGAUGACUUUGUGGUGAUUGCGGCGGACACUCGCCUGAGCAGCGGCUAUAACAUUCACUCCCGGAGUCAAAGCAAGCUCUUUCAACUGUCGCCACUUACGGUGCUGGGAUCCACCGGUUGCUGGGCGGACACCCUCUCGCUGACCGGAUUGAUGAAGGUGCGCAUGCAAAGCUACGAGCACACUCAUCUGCGCACCAUGACUACGGAUGCAGUGGCACAGAUGCUCUCCAUCACCAUGUACAAUCGCCGCUUCUUCCCGUACUACGUGUCCAACAUUCUGGCCGGGAUCGACAAGGACGGCAAGGGCGUCGUCUACUCGUACGACCCGAUUGGCCACUGUGAAAGAGCCACCUACCGUGCCGGAGGCACUGCCGGAACCCUUCUGCAGCCGGUGCUGGACAACCAGAUAGGCUAUAAAAACAUGAAUUUGUCUGAGAUACCCGUGCUGACCAAGGAGCGGGCCGUGAGUGUCGCCUCCGACACAUUUAUCUCGGCUGCUGAACGUGACAUCUACACCGGUGACUCAGUCCUGAUUAACAUCAUUACCAAGGACGGCAUCGAAGUUAAGGAGCUUACUCUGCGCCAGGAUUAGACACAGUCGGCGUUUCGGGGGUCUUAUUCGGUCAGGGGCAUCCUGUGGAAAAAAGGCAUUUUAAGUUAGUUGGCUUCAAAUUUUUGUAAUUAACCGAAAUAACAAAAAUCGUAAUAAACUGAAUCUUGGAGAUUUUAAA